Tachysurus vachellii is the source of this 844-nucleotide messenger RNA. RefSeq lists its product as uncharacterized. The coding region runs from base 61 to 723 and encodes 220 amino acids. The transcript has 5 exons. Gene Ontology annotation, biological process: response to bacterium. The record is from RefSeq and is a predicted model, not a curated record. NCBI's taxonomy places the organism in Eukaryota, Metazoa, Chordata, Actinopteri, Siluriformes, Bagridae.
CAGAUAAAGCAGCAUUGGUUUAGACACACUGUUUCCUCUUUGUCUCUGGUCUGAUACACAAUGGUUCAGUUUAAAACUCUGUCUGUGUUUCUCUGUGUCAUGGGUUUGCUCUCAGAGACUCAGAGCUCUUUAACUUUGGAGGCAGAAGCUGGAGAUAACGUCACUAUUUGGUGCCAACAUGAUCUGAAACGUCCAGAUACAAUCUUCUGGUUUAAACACACGAGUGAUUCAGUUCCACUUCUUCUUGGGUGUAAAAAGUUUUUUCCAUCAGUUCCAUCAGAGUCGUGUUACUUCUUUAGUGAGAGUGAGAGAAUAGUGAUGUCUGUUCAUGGCAGUAAAACAUCUCUCACAAUCACUGCAGUAAACGUCUCUGAUACAGGACUCUAUUACUGCAGCUUCACUGAGAGAAUGAUCUUCAGUAACUCCACAUAUUUACAAGUGAAAGCAUUAAAUAAAUCAGUUUCUGAAGACAAAGAAACAGGUUCUGUGUCUCCUGCUGUGUUCUUCAUGCUGAUUGUGGUGUUUGGUUCAGUGACUGUGUUUCUUCUCUGUGUCCUGAUCUUCAUCAUACUGAAGCACAGAAAAACACACAGAGGUGCUGAAGCAGAUGAUAAUGUAUACCUGAGUCAGAUUUAUUACAUUAAAUGUUUGAAUAAAAAAGUAUUCAACACAGUAAAAAAAAUAAAUAAACAUCUGAUUGCAUUAAUUAGCUCUCCUUCCUGAACCUGCACCCAUCAAAGAUUUCAACUUAGCUCCUAAAUGUUCCUAUAAACACCAUCAUGGCUGUUAUCUGCAAGCGGAAGCAACACGAAUCAGCCAUUAACCAGCAAUGAACAGCAACAUC